AUGGGCCUGCGAAAACAGCCCCCACCGCGUCUGGAGAACAUUAGCAAGUCAAAUGUUCGAUCGGACGCACGCUCAUCCAAGUCACCCAACUCUGCUUCCUUCCAUCACCCGACUCGUUUAAACCGAUUUCCUUCUGGGGACCCCAUCUACUCUCCCGACCUCAAUACUUCACCUGCGUUUGACCUGAUGCCACUUGAGGAAGCACAGCGGUCGCCUGUGGGGUCUCCCACCAGCCAACCCCCGAGCUCAUGGCCAGACAAUAACGGAAGACCGGAAGACGGCCGCUCCGGUCAGUAUAAUCAGUAUGAGGGAGCAUACAACGAACCUGCAAAUACCAACGGACACUGGGUUCCCCCGACAUUGAUGGCAGGUCAACAACUAGGAGCGGCCGAGAAUGUGUGGCGGUCAACGACUGACGGCGGUCGUGCUUCGACUGGAGAGCUACCGGUACAGCUGCAGUCGAAUAACCCAUUCUUGAAGCCUAGGCCGGCAGAGCAUACUCAAGAUCUCUUGGAUCGCAAUGAGUGGGGACGUGAUUCACAUGCGACUUCAAACAGUGAGGCAUUGAGCCAAUCCGAGGGGUAUAUUCCGAUGACUGCGCGGCUCUCUCUUUUAGAUGAGCCCGAACAAGAAUCCCCAUGGACCGAGGCUCCUCGUCCUCAAUCCAAUUCCCAGCAACGCCCUGUAUUAGGCGGUCACCACCUCGAUGAUAACUCACCGUGGGACUCUCAACAGUCCGCCAAGGUUCCGGUUCCCCAAGGUGUCUACCUACAAGGAGAGCAGUCUAAUCCAUAUGCCCCAGCGGUUGCGGUGCAGCCGUCUGGCCUUUCUGAUUGGGAAACCUAUGCCGGCCAACAAUAUAAGCCUCCAUCCAAUUCAGGGAGGCUUGGAUCGGAUGCUGGAAUCAAUACUCCAUCUGUUGCUCUUUCUAAUCGAACCUCUGCUACCUCUCAUGAACUAAUUGAUUUUGGUGGAUUGAGCGCCACUGGGAAUUCGGUGGGCGAGACAAGGUCUCCUGCUGCAUCUACGGCGUACUCAGAACCUGCCGCGAACGGAGCAAGAUCAUUAUCAGAAAAGCAAGACCUCGCAGCUCCCGUGAUACAACAACCACAACAACCCCAAGUAAGCCCUAUACUGUCUCCCGCAGAAGCUGCACGACAAAAAGAGCAAAGAUCAGAAACAUAUACUAUUCGACACAUCCGAUGGACCGAUCAGAGUGGUCAACUGCUGGAGUCCCCGAUUUUGGUCCAAAAUCAAAACGGACCUUGUCCUCUGCUAGCCCUUAUAAAUGCAUUAGUGCUGCGAGCGAACCCCAACGCUCACCCACCAAUCGUUAGAGCUCUGUCAACUCGCGAGCAAAUCUCUCUAGGUUUGCUAAUCGAGGCGAUGUUUGAAGAGCUGACAACAUGCCUGGGCCCUGAUGAGGAGUUCCCAGACAUCGAGGCCCUCACUCAAUUCCUGACAAUGCUGCACACGGGUAUGAAUGUCAAUCCACGUUUGACAAUGAAUUCUACUGAAGGAUUUGGCACUUUCCUCGAAACCAGCGACCUCGGACUGUAUAGCACGUUCGGUAUACCAUUGAUCCAUGGCUGGCUAGCCUCAUGGUCCAGUCCUACCCAUGCUGCGAUGUCACGCACUGCCCAGUAUUACGAGGAUAUUCAAAUGCUUCCCUUCCGCAAACACGAGUUUGAGGAACGGGUGGCGCGGGGCGAGGCACUUGAACCUGCGGAAGAGAAUAUCAUGGCGGAUAUCCAAACCAUCCAGCGAUUUGUGGAAAUUGAGAAUGCGACACAAUUGAGCCCAUUUGGCCUGACACAGCUCUCGACUAAGCUUACGCCCGGAUCUGUCUCCAUUCUUUUCCGCAACGACCAUUUCUCGACAUUGUAUAAACACCCGCAAUCCCACCAACUCUACACUUUGGUUACCGAUGCUGGCUAUGCGGGCCAUGCCGAGGUGGUUUGGGAAUCUCUAGUCGAUGUGACAGGAUUCAACACAGAAUAUUACUCAGGCGAUUUUCGACCUGUAGGCGCUGGUCCUUCAGCCCCAUCUGGCCCUGAUCCCGCGGUCCUCCAAGCCUCUAAUGAGCCAGCCACUCAUUCUCCAGAGGCAAACGAAGGAUCGAAAUCCCCUGAGCUGACUCAAGAACAGAGUGAUGCCGACUAUGCAUACGCGCUGUCACUUCAGUUCCAAGAAGAAGAGCGACGCGAAAAUGCUAGGAAUGAGCAGGCUCGUGAUCGUCGCACAUCUGCACCGAGUAAUUCUUCCAAUCGGCCAUUGCCUUCGCCUCGCUUGAGCAAUGUGCCUAAUCGACCAUUACCCUCGCCUCGUUUGAGCAAUGUACCCAAUCGAUCUUCGAGCAUUGCCAAUACGAUUGGUUCUCGGCCUAGUCCUCAGCCACAACAUGGGCCCGACCCUGAGGACCCAAAUGCACCCCCUCCUCCAUAUGAACAAGCUGCUGCUAGCGGGCCGCGUUGUUCGCCUCCUGACAUAAGGCCAUAUGGCGGUGCCGCAGGAAAUCAGUACCCUGGUAACCGGAAUUCGCGGAAUCGAACCUCGCAGUCUUCUCACCGACCACGCCCGCCUGUACGUGCAGGGGAUCACAAUAUAGAAACAGAACGGAACAAAGAAUGCAUAGUGAUGUGA
This is a messenger RNA of Penicillium psychrosexuale, 2643 nucleotides long. RefSeq names its product MINDY family deubiquitinase. The transcript is spliced from 3 exons. Lineage: Eukaryota; Fungi; Ascomycota; Eurotiomycetes; Eurotiales; Aspergillaceae. Gene Ontology annotation, biological process: protein K48-linked deubiquitination. Bases 1 to 2643 code for a protein of 880 amino acids. The record is from RefSeq and is a predicted model, not a curated record. Gene Ontology annotation, cellular component: cytosol; cell periphery. Gene Ontology annotation, molecular function: cysteine-type deubiquitinase activity; K48-linked deubiquitinase activity; cysteine-type carboxypeptidase activity.